Molecule: messenger RNA, 2484 nt
Organism: [Candida] anglica
Lineage: Eukaryota; Fungi; Ascomycota; Pichiomycetes; Serinales; Debaryomycetaceae
Source: the annotation of a GenBank genome assembly
CCCCUGUCAUCGAUAAAGUACCGUGCCCUGUGAUAUGCCUCCAAGGAGAAAGGCCACCGAUGGCGAUGGGGCAAAGAGUCUUUCAUGUCUCCGGUGCCGGUCCAAGAAAAUCAAAUGUAAUCUCGAACAUCCAUGUCUGCAUUGCACCAAUCUCGGCGCUGAGUGCAUCCAAGUGACUGACGACAAGCGGAGUAAAAGACCGCCUCUUAACUACGUGCUACAGCUCCAGACCCAGAUCUCACAGUUAGAGUCGGUCAUAGAGCGUGUGCGACGGGCCCUGCCCGAAGAACGUGAGGUCUUGUUGAAAGACAUUGAUCUCACCAAGAAUGAUUUACUGAACUUGGCCAAUGGUUCCCACCCACUGACAACCACAAGGUCUUCUUCUUCGACAACCUCAAAGGUAAAGUUGCUGCCCGAUAAUGCCUCGUCCAUGGCAGGCUCCGGGAAAGGUACGGGCUCGGGGACGGGGACAGGGCCUGGGACCGUACCAGGAGCCGGGUCCACUCCCGAAUCCAACCUCCAGUCAAAGACGAAAACACGAGCAAAAUCGGUCUAUGGCCCCACCAGUAUCUACAACAACGACAUUAUCACCAACCCGAGCCGCCGAGUGAAGCACGACGAGUCCACGAUCAAGACCCUCAACAAAGACCCAGAUAUCCUCCACUGUCUCAAGACCUUCUUCACGUGGCAGUACCCGGACCAUAACAUGUUCAUCUUCAGAGAAGCAUUUCUUAUUGACUUCUUUGACCCGAAGCCCCAUUCGCUCUACUGCUCAAAACCAUUGGUAUUCGCAGUGUGUGCCUUGGGAGCAAGAAUGUCGGAUAACGAGGCCAUAUACCAGCGAUCGCACCAGUUUUAUAUCGAGGCAAGAAGUUUGCUUCUUCUGAGACUUGACCAUCCCUCAAUCCCCUCCUUGCAGAGUUUCCUUCUUCUUGCCUUCUACGACAUCUGCAACGGGCAGAACCUGUCUGGCUGGAUGCUCUCGGGGAAUGCGUUCCGUAUGGGCUACGACCUAGGCUUCCAACUCAACCCACACCUGUGGUUUGUCAAGUACACGCACGAAGACGUGGCGCCCCUUGAUGUUGCCAUCCGUAGUAGAAUCUACUGGGGCAGUUACAUGGCCGACCACUUCAUCAGUCUUCUCUUAGGACGUCCCUCUCUUCUCAAGAUGUCGGAGGCAACCAUCCCGGAAACAGAUUACCUCCCGGAUUUGGAAUGGAUUGACGAAUACAUAUAUCAAGACCCAAACCCCACGAACGAGCUUAAGAACAUUCUGCUGCCGCUCAAGAGUGUUAUCAAUCUUAUAAACAUCUCUGACAGUAUGUUGACCACCAUAUUCACCCGGUCUGACGCGGACGACGACUCUCACGAUGACUUGAACUUCUCUUCACGUCUACAGAUGCUUUCGAGCUACAAUUCCAAGAUCAUGCAAUGGAAGAAGGAUCUCCCGCUGGAUCUCGCCUGGGACGGCGAACGACUUGACCAGACAGCGGCUAGUCCUGUACUUGGGUGUGUUCGUAACUACUACUACAUUCUAGUGCUUUGUUUAAACCGACCGUUUGUUGGGGUGGCAGCUGCCAAUGAGGACACUACCCAGCCCCUGCCGUCCGAAAUUUGCUCUGAUGCAAUUGAGGAGAUAUACCGGUCAACUAGACGGUUCCAACAAGUCCAUGGGCUCCGUAAGGCAUCUAUUUUCAUUGUCUAUUGCACCAUUUUGUCCAUAUCUGUUCUUCUUCUCACAAACAAUAGCAAGCAGCUCGUGGACGAUAAGAAAGAGAAACUUAAUUUCUUCAUGGAAGUACUUAAGGGCUGUUCCAAGACAUGGGGAUUAGCAGAAAAAUCGUACCUGCUUAUUAACAUCAAACUUAAAUCGAUCAGAAAGCUGGAGAUGGUCGAUGUGAAGGUAGAAACUACCGAUAACGAGUUUACAAAUUGGAAUAUUCCUCAUUCAGAAACUGCCAAUGGUGGACUUCUUAAUCGUACACACAUGCCAAAUGGAAUGGCCUCGGGCCUUCCACCCACCACCACCACCUCGACCACCACCACUACCGCUGCCACCGCCCCCAACACUGCAAAUAUAAGGAUGGCAUCGCCACCUGUAACUGGAAGAAGUGGACCAAUUCCGACCGCCCAUACCGAUAACUCAGCAUCACCAAGAAGAGAUAGAAGAACUUCAAUAGCACACCUCCAUGAUUUGGCCAGACAAAUGGAGUCACCCAAAAUUGUACUACAGGAGAAUGAAUCUGUACCGAUGGAUACCCCACAAACAUCACUAGGGUUUGAAAUCGACGAGAACCUUGACUUCUUUGGGGGACCACCAGUGCUUAUGACUUCGGACCUCUCCAAUGAAGAUUGGGAAUCCUUAUUCCCUGACUACAUUUUCAAUGUCCAUAAUUAAACUUCCUUUUGAUAGUUAAUUUGUUAGCUAUAUAAGAGACCAUAUGUAUAUAUUUAUUUUACCCGCAAUAAAAGAAAAUUGCCUGU